Mobula hypostoma (lesser devil ray) is the source of this 6390-nucleotide messenger RNA. RefSeq names its product CMP-N-acetylneuraminate-beta-galactosamide-alpha-2,3-sialyltransferase 4-like. Gene Ontology annotation, biological process: glycolipid biosynthetic process. The record is from RefSeq and is a predicted model, not a curated record. Gene Ontology annotation, molecular function: sialyltransferase activity. NCBI's taxonomy places the organism in Eukaryota, Metazoa, Chordata, Chondrichthyes, Myliobatiformes, Myliobatidae. Bases 367 to 1374 code for a protein of 335 amino acids. The transcript has 11 exons.
UUAAGGAAUCGCACUUGUAGCCUUCACUGAGGUCCUCGUUAUCCACCCCUACCCUCUUAUCAAACUUACAGCCCACCCUUCCCCAACUACCCAACCCUCAUACCCCGCCCAGAAUCCGGGCAGCUUUCUGUGGAAAUGAGAACAAGCGCAGAUCCAGAAUCCGCUGCGCUCCUCUAACGGGUUGGGACCAGAGGGUGAGCUGAACGAAUGUGUCUGAGACUCAAUUGCUUGGCCGUUUUCACGUUAUUGAACGCCGUGAGCUUCCAGCGAGCCUGAACUUGACCAUAUCUGCAGCUCUGGCUGCCAUGACACAGAAGUGAAGACAUGACACCGUGAUUACUGUGAGCAGACUGCUGAGUGAUAACCAUGAAUUGGAAAUCAGAUAGUUCUAAGAUCAUGCAGUAUCUGUUAAUUUUUGCAAGUCUGAUUACAAUGGUGAUCCUCUUCAACAUGACACUGAAGUCAAAUCUUCCUUACAGCAUGGAAGAAAAGGACUGCAAAAUUGGGUAUUCUGCAAUGUACAGUCAACGUGUUAUAUUAAAUUUCACAAGAAACACAGAGUUAUUCUUAAGUUUAAAUGAUGUUUGGUGGAAGGAGAAAAGCAAUCCCAUCCAUGAAUUACCAUAUGGAAUUAAAGGCACUGAACAAUCAAUUAACAGGAUAUUGGCCAAAAUACAUUAUGACAUGCCUGAAAAUAUAAAGAGGUUGGCUUGUAAAAGAUGCGCUAUCAUUGGUAAUGGAUACACUCUGAGGAACAGCUCCCUCGGAGAAACAAUCAACAAAUACGAUGUUGUCAUUCGAAUAAAUGAUGCUCCCGUCCGAGGCUACGAGAAGGACGUUGGCAACAAAACCACGCUGCGUUUCUUUUACCCUGAAUCAGCAGGUUUCAUGCCCGAGAUUGAAAACAAUCCCAACACACUUCUUGUGUUUUUACCCUUCAAGCAAGUGGAUGCUCGUUGGCUCAGUGCAAUCCUGUAUAAUGAGAAAAGAACAAGCAAAGGAUUCUGGAAGCCUCCACCCUUAGUAUGGGAAGCAAAUCCUUCUAAUAUCCGAAUCCUCAACCCAUAUUACAUACACCAAGCUGCGACCAAAUUAUUGAAAAUCCCAUUGAAGGUACCUCCCAGGUCCAAACAGAAACCAGUGCACCCCACCAGUGGCUUUCUAGCUAUUACAGUGGCCUUGAACUAUUGUGAUGAAGUCCAUGUCGCUGGCUUUGGAUAUCCAAUAGCUCAACAAGAUACUCCCAUACACUACUAUGACAAAACUACAAUGAAAGCAAUGACUAACUCUGAGCACAAUAUCACACAUGAGCAGCUGUUUCUGAAGAAACUGGUGGAUGUUGGAGCAAUAAAAUACCUCACUGUUUUGCUGUAGAUUACUAUUUUGGACAGAGUGACGGGUUUGAUUUUUAUUCAUUUUUAAAUGAUUGAGGUUCCUCCUCAGUUGCUAAUGUGGUAUGUUGCCAGAAUCAGCUUGAUUUCUCUUCUGAUGUAUACUGGACAGUAUAUGAGGUGAAUGCUGCCCUCUGCACUGCUAAAAUUACUGCAAUAAAAGGAGAAGGUUCUACCUUGUCCAGUAUGACACUGAAUAUGAAUGGGAGGAAUGGGGCAGCAUUUAAGUAUUGAUUUGAAAGAAGGAUAUUCCAUUGUUUUCGUCAUGCAGGAACGCAUUUCACUACAGAAUGAUUGGCUUACAUUGGUUGUAAUUGGGAAAGUGAUGCACAAUGUAACUGAAGUAAUACAGAUGUCCACUGUGAUUCCUUUUUCCAUGUGCAUUCAGCUGUGGCUAUCUUAAUAAUCUUGUUGCCUCCCUUUCUUAUAUUGAUUCAUCAGAGAAAGCUGUGAUUCAAAUGAUUCCAACUUGUUUGUGUUUGUUCCAUUGGAGUAAGAUUGCUCUGACCAAUUUUCCCAUUUGUUCUGCUCACGUUGAGGGUUUUGAAACCCUUCACAUCUUUUGUAUCAUGGAAUGCUGGUCUGAGCUGUGGUCUGACCAAUUUCAUGCUGGGGAAUUCUCCUUCUGAUCUCCUGGUGUUAUACUGAGGAUCUGGUUCUGACAGCCAAAUCUUGGAGUGAUGUGGUAUUGACUGACGCUGCUGCUCCGUGCUCUGUUAAUUUGUCACUGUAAUCCUUGACUCCAGGUAAGGGAAGCAUUUCAAGAGUUCUGGUAGAGAUGUUCAGUUAAGAGCUGCAUGUAAUAGCCUGAUAUCACCUGGCAGCAGAAUUCUACCCAGUGCUGUAAACUGGCAGCUUUUUCCAUAUGAAUUAGCUGUGGAUUUGUGUUUGAAAAGUCAAAAACUACAGAUGCUGGAAAACUGAAGUAAAACAAAAAAUGCUGGCAACACUCAGCUGGCCAGUAGCAGCUGUGGACAGAGAAAUAGAAUUCAAGAUGAAGACCUUUCCUCAGAAUCGGUGAAGAGUCUUCAACCUGAAGCAUUCACUCUGUUCCUCUUUCCACAGAUGUUCCCUGACCUGUGGAGUGUUUCCACCAUUACCUGUUUUUGUUUUCGGGUACACUGCACAGCAUUGCUGUUAAUUUAAUGUUUUGAGUGGAAAUUUCUAUUCUAUUUCUAUCUGUGAAUGUAUUUUGAAAUUCUCCAUUAAAAAAAAUAAAGACAGACUUUCAUGGUACGGACAUUUUCCAAAGUAGAACUCAGUUUUAAAAAAAUGACAGAUUUUCUUCAAUCAGCUUUCUUUUGGGUAUGCUGUAGAAAAUUGUAGAAAUCCCUCAGCUUUUCAGGAUGAAUUCUGCUGUUCUGGGAGAAUACUCAUCGUGGAUGUAAGAUAGUGAAUUUGGAGGCACAAAGUGACUUCCUGUGGUUUUUUGCCCAGGGUUUGGUAUCGUGCUACAAGAACUUUCAUUUGGCAUGGGGUUUGGAAGCACCCAAAUGUAUUUUGAAGGAGUAAUCUGAUUUUUCAAUGUUGUAUUCUCUUCACCAAUUUCAUCCCAUCAAUGAUCCCUCAGUUCAUGAGUGUCUUUGCAGUUUUUAAGACAUUUGUAAAACGGUCCUCCUGACCAUUAACAGUUCCCAGUUCUCCCACCUUUCCACCUAGGUAUCCCCCUGAUGAUUCAAAUCUCGCUGCUGGAUUUAAGAGGCAAGAUUUCUCCUGACUGCUGAAGACCAAUAUCUUGUAAGCUUUUGCCCAAGUUUCCUAGGCACACAACUGAGAGUCUCAUAGGCCACAUACAAAAUUGAUUUCCCUCCACCACAAGCAUGUUCCUUUAGAGGAAUUUCUUUAGCCAGAGGGUGGUGAAUCUGUGGAAUUCAUUCAAUGGAUGGCUGUAGAGGCCAAGUAUUGUGUGUAUUUAAGGUGGAGGUUGAUGGGUUCUUGAUUAGUAAGGGUGUGAAAGAUUACGGGAGAAGGCAGGAGAAUAAGUUUGAGAAGAAUGACAAAUCAGCCAUGAUUGAUUGGCAAAGGAGACUUAAUAGGUGGAAUGACUUAAUUCUGCUCCUAUGUCUUAUGGUUUGUUUGUUGAAACUGGUGGUGCUGUGAUCUCGAAUAUAUGACCCAAAAGGCUGGGUAGGUGAAGUUGGAACUAGCCUUCAAGAAUUGGUUGAUCGGUGAAAGACUUUGAUCUUAUGGAUCAGGGGAAAAAAGCUCAGAAAAAUUGAAAAGUGGAGAUGGAGUGGGCUGUUCUUCACCACUUCAAUGAGUCAAGCCUGACCUGUGAUCUAACACCAUCUCUAUUAAUCUCUCUUGAUAUUUUAAUUUAACAGAAAUAUAUUAAUGUCAGAUUAACUUUUAUCCCUCUAUGCUCAUAGAUAUCAUAGAUAGCUUUAAUAUCAUUGAACUAUGUCAUGAAAUUUGUUAACUUCAUGGCAGCAGUACAAUGAAAAACAUGAUAGAUAAAUAUGGAGUAAAAUACUAAGUUACAUUAAGUAUAUAUAUGUAUGUCUAUUAAAUAGUUAAGUUAAAAUAAGUAUUACAAAAAACACAAAUGAAAAAAGUAGGUCAUGUUCAUAGGUUCAAUGUCCAUGUAGAAAUUGGGUGGCAGAGGGGAAGAAGCUGUUCUUGAAUCGCUGAGUGUGUGCCUUCAGGCUUUUUUUUUUACCUUUCUGUUGGUAAAAACGAGAAGGGGGCAUGUUCUGGGUGGUGGGGAUCCUUAAUGAUAGACGCUGUCUUUCUGAGGCACCACUACUUGAAGAUAUCUUGGAUACUACGGAGGCUAGUACCAAUGAUGAUAUAUCUUCCUGUUUUAUACUGAAAGUCAAUGACCAAAAACCUUAACACUCCAAUAAGGUGCUUCCUUCCAUCUCUCCUAUAAUGCCUCCUUAAUACCUGGAAAACCUAAGUUAUUGCUAAGCUUCUAAAUUCCAAAAGCUACACCUGGAAUAGUUCAUAUCCAAGACAUGAUUUCAGCCAGUGGGAAGACUUCUCUGCAGUUCCCACCAAGUCCAAUUUUAUUGCAUAAUUUUUAAAUUUUCUCUCUACAAACUUAGCUUUGGGCUAUUUUCCUUUGUACAAUCCAGCUACAAUCUUUACUGUGCCUUCCAUAUCAAACCAUCUCAUUUUCUUGCUUCCCUAGUUCAAAGUAAAUUUAUUAUCAAAGUAUACAUAUAUCACCAUAUACAACCAUAGAGAUUCAUUUUCUUGUGGGCCUACUCAAUCAACAAGUUUUGAAUCAUAUUCAUCUACCCCAUCUCCCCAUGCAAAUUGAAGCAGUACUCAGUUGGAUCAUUCCUGGCAGUAAGCAGACUGUUUCUCCUUUAGAACACAAGAUACAAGAGAAGAAUUAGGCUAUUUGGUCCAUUUAAUGUGCUCCGUCAUUCGAUCAUGGCUGACAUUUUUUCGCCCCAUUUUCCCACCUCCUCUCCAUAACCCUUUACCCCCUUUCAGCAGUAUUCUGAAGAACGGUCUUUAGUCUCAGUAAGUCAAAGGUUAGCUCUGGCUGCAUGUUGUUGCCAGUUGAAGGAUUCAAAUUAUUGGCAUGUUACAACAGUUUUGGUUUUGCAAUUCAACUUCAUUUUGGUCAAUAUUCUUUGCAGCCUCUGGGUCUGUGAAGUCCCAUGACGUUCAUCCCAGAAGAAAAUAUGGCCUUUGAAUCAGGGUAGGAAUGAUGUCCAUUAUUAUGUUACUGUCUAUACUAUCAAUAAUCUUAAUUAUAGAAUAAACAAUGCAUUAACAAUAUCCCAUUUAGUAGACACCAGUGCCAAAAUAGGUCCCCUUUACACUGUAGUAGUCCUGUUGAAAGUGACCAUCAAUAUCCCUUUUGAAUUUCAUCCGUAACAUCCUGCUCGAGUCAAAAGCUGUCCAUCACGUGAACUGAAGGAUACAAGCAUGGGAUCAUUGGAGAAGUGCUUUUGAUUCUUUGUAAAAGAAAAACAAUUUUUCAGCAGCUGGAGGAGUAAAUUUGUACACAUUAAGAAUUGGUGAAUUCUUAAUGAGCAAGUAAGAACAAGCAAGUUCUGAGGAUGGUCUGAAAAUAAUUUCUUAUUAUCUGUAUCACUGUUAGCUACUUACACAGAAAUAUUUUUGUGAUGUAAUGGUAGAAGCAAUAUUUAGAUGUUAACCAAAGCCGCUCAUUUAUAAAUAGACUGGAUCAGUGGUUUUGCUUUUACCCAUCUUUGUCAAUUCAAUGUCAGUAUUGGCAGGACUUAAAAUCAGCCAUGCACCCAAUGUAACAGAUAAAAAUUACACGUGUGACCAUUUGUUGUGAGCCACACAUUUUACCUUCUGGCUCAAAGUUUUUAUUCAACAGCUGAGAUGCAGAGAGCUGACGGGACCCCAUGUUUAGAUCCCAUCUAAAGGGAUGUGGAGUUCACUUUGCUAUGAUGAUAUAUGGGUAAUAAAAGUGUGAGCUUUAAAACACAAGCCAGCCAAGUAGAUACCUCUCAAGGUCUUGAAAGCUUGCAAUGAAGAGUGGAAUACCAGAAUUGAAGCAGUGCCCAUGGGAGUACAAUUACACUGUCCUGUGACUAAGGAUUAUCAGAGUUCAAUUAAUGCAGGAAGAAUGGCCCUUUAGGUGCUUAGAGCACUGACAUAGCUCCAAUGAACCUUAAAAAUACAGUCAUUGAAUACAAUUGAACUGAACUAAAAAGUUUAUUUGAUAUCAUUCAGAAAGUUUCUGUGUAGUCUAUAUGGUGCUGGUGAUUAAAUGUUAAAGAGUGCUUCCAACUAUCUGGAUGGGUAGAAGUUGAUUUUGGCUUCAGUUGAACUGAACUACGUGUUUUUCUUUUUAUAAUUAAAUACUGAUGAUAGUUUGCACUUAUAAUUGAAAAUAUUAGAAAUUUACCAAUUGACUGUAUUUAAUAACUGCCAAACAGUAAAGUCUAUGAAUCAUACUGAUUCUCUGUGCUUCAUUUAUUUGGCUCCUCUGUUUCCAAGAGUGGGAACAGAUAGACUUAAGGUUAUGUCUCUGGCCAAUAAGGAAAUACAAGGACAUUAAAUAUUU